Hansenula anomala is the source of this 885-nucleotide messenger RNA. It is a transcript of the gene ISY1, whose product is annotated as Isy1p. The coding region runs from base 28 to 867 and encodes 279 amino acids. The transcript has a single exon. NCBI's taxonomy places the organism in Eukaryota, Fungi, Ascomycota, Saccharomycetes, Phaffomycetales, Wickerhamomycetaceae. Gene Ontology annotation, biological process: mRNA 3'-splice site recognition; generation of catalytic spliceosome for second transesterification step. Gene Ontology annotation, cellular component: post-spliceosomal complex; Prp19 complex; catalytic step 2 spliceosome. The record is from RefSeq and is a predicted model, not a curated record.
CCAAUUGGGUUUGGUGCUUUAGUGGAAAUGUCGAGGAAUAGUGAUAAGGCUAAUACAGUUCUUUUUAGGUAUCAAGAACAAAAGGCUGAAGAAGCAGGGUACAUUGAUUAUAACAGUACUGCAAGACCAAGAUCUGUUCAAAAAGUUACAAAUUUAAAAGAUGCAGAGAAUUGGAGAAAACAAGUAUUGAAAGAGAUUAGUCAAAAAGUUACAAAGAUUCAAGAUGAGCAAUUAUCAAGUUAUCAAAUCCGUGAUUUGAAUGAUGAGAUUAAUAAAUUAAUGAGAGAAAAAUAUGCAUGGGAAUUUCAUAUAAAAGAUAAACUAGGUGGCACUGAUUAUUUGAGAUCAGCCGGUAGGUUUAAUGAAGGUGGUGUUCUAAUCAGAGGAUAUAGAUAUUUUGGGAGGGCAAAGGAACUCCCUGGUGUUAAAGAGAUUUUGGAAAAGCAACAACAAGAUUUAAAGGAUCAAAAGACUAAUCAAGAGAAUGCAAAGAGUCAAAAGCAAAAAAUUAAAGAAUUAGAAUCAAGAGUGAAUUUAGAAUAUUAUGGUUAUUUUGAUGAAAAGAAUAGUAAGGCUGGUGACAGUUUGGGUGAUAAUGUUUGGGAUGAGGUUAAUCAAAUAUUAGGCGAUGAAAUUACAGUUCCUAAACCAAUGGAAAUUGAAUCUGAUGAAAAGGAAAUGCUAACUGAUGAGCUAUUAAAAUUUGAAAGAAGUGCAACGAGGAAAAGAUCCAAAAAAUUAGGAAAUAUUCAAGAUCCAAAAGAAAUCACCAUAAUUGAAAACUCUGAACCUCCAUCCCAACAACAGGUUGAAGCAUAUCUUGUGGAGAGAAGAAGAAAACAAUUGAGCGAGAAAUAUAAUAUUUAAAUGAUUAAUUAAUGACUU